AUGUCAAACUAUGAAUGCAGUCUUCAAGGUAUCAUCAUUGGACAAGCACAGAAAGAAAAGUUUAUGCAACGUCUUGUUGGCCUUUGCGGAAACGAUUCAAUGGUAGACCUGUUUGAACACGAACUCGUUUUUAUCCCUUCCACACAAACCCCAGUUGGGCCUGCUCGUAACGAUGAUGUGGUGCUUCGACUUCAAUCCAAAAUCCACAACGAAAAAGAAUACAGCAUGAAAUACAGACAAUGGUUUCUGUGUUUACAAGGCAACCCUGAACCACAGCGCGCAAGAACAGUUACAGUGCGUCCUAUUUCUCGUGUGCAAUUGUCUGGAGAUAUCUUUCGAUUUAUGAAAUCACUAGGCUAUAGUUUUGCGUUUGACGUUGUGCGAAAGGGAUAUUUGUUGGCUUAUGACAAAGUCUUGAAGAUUACAGUUACUCAACUUUACAAGUGCAAGAAAAUUAAGGUGGAAUCAGCAGUACCGAUAGCACAGGAAGAGACUUGGAUUAUUGAAGUAGCAUGCACAGCUGUACCUCAAGAGCAAGUGAAUCAAAUGGCUGAACAUUUGAACAAAUUCAAGAAUUUACUCAUUGGUGUGGUCGACCUUGAAUAUGUGGAUACAAGGGCUUUACAGAAUAGAAUUCCUUACACAAGCUAA
Mucor velutinosus is the source of this 651-nucleotide messenger RNA. It is a transcript of the gene CCT8, whose product is annotated as T-complex protein 1 subunit theta. The coding region runs from base 1 to 651 and encodes 216 amino acids. The record is from RefSeq and is a predicted model, not a curated record. Gene Ontology annotation, molecular function: transcription coregulator activity. Gene Ontology annotation, cellular component: core mediator complex; mediator complex. Gene Ontology annotation, biological process: regulation of transcription by RNA polymerase II; termination of RNA polymerase II transcription. The transcript is spliced from 6 exons. Lineage: Eukaryota; Fungi; Mucoromycota; Mucoromycetes; Mucorales; Mucoraceae.